AUUAAACUUGGAUGGCAGGGACUUGACGCGCGCUGCAGCAGAAAUAACCGCCGGCGCACCGACCACACAUCAUAUCUCGGAGGCCCAAAGUGUUUGGAGCAGCCUCGUACCUCACAAAAGCCUCUGCAAGGCCUGCAAACAAAAAAGGGCAAAGCAGGGCAUCGGCACGCGGCGCCCCGGACAUUCAGCCUCUGCGAGCGAAAGGGCAAAAGAGGCAGCGACCAAUGGGCUUCGCCGACACGGGCAAGCUCGGCGUGGCGGUGCGACCGCGCGUCUACAGCGACCGCCUGCCGAAGAACGUCGCGCAGCCCGGCCUCGAGGGCAAGAAACUUUUUCAGAUCGGCGGCGUGAACCCGACGAUCUUCAACCUCGACGCCGCGCUCCACGCGAAGAUCACGCAGAGCGAGUACUUCAAAUGCUUGUAUGUGUUCAAGACCUUCGACAAGGUCGUGGAUUUGAUAUAUGAGAAGGUCACGUACGUCGAGCCCUUCACGCAUCGCGGCGCCUCCACCAAAAGAUCGCUCCAGAAGCAGCCGUCGUCGGCCUUUUGUUUAUUAUUGAAGCUCUUCCAUCUGCGGCUGACGGAGGACCAGGUUAGGGAACUGCUCGACCACCCCGACUCGACGUAUCUACGGGUCAUGGGCAUGCUCUACGUCCGAUACGGCACCCCGGCCCCCGGCGUCGCAAAUCCUUGUCGCAAUUCUCAUGUCUAUACACGUAGGCGGCGACCCCAGUAUCUACUGGAAGUGGCUCGGCGAGUACUGCGACGACCUCGAGGAGUUCAGCCCCGGCAUCCAGCAGAUGCACACGACGACGGUCGGCGCCUUCGCGCGGCGGCUGCUCACCGUGGCGGAGCUGGACCUGUACGGGACGCCGCUGCCGCCCGUCGGGCCGAUCCUCGAGUACCGCUUUUCCGUGCACCUGGCCGCGCACGACGACGUGGCGAAGCGUGCCGUGGUGAACAAGCCCAGGCUCAGCACCUUGGCGGUCGGGGCCUCGGGCUUUCUGUGCUGCGCGCGGGACUUUUACGGCGAGGACGACGGCGAGGAGGACGCGAUCGUCUGGCGCGCCGACGGGGUCAUCGAGGAGGUCGAGCCGCCCUACGACGGCGCGCCCGAGGGCACGCUGCCGCGGUUCAAGAUUAAAUUCUCCGACGGGGCGACGGCGAUGGCGAAGCUCGGGAUGCUCCGCUUCCCCGAGGAGGCCAAAAAAAAGCGCUCGCGGAGCCGCCGCCGCGACCGGCGCCGCUCGCGCAGCCGCAAGCGCGACCGCGCGGCGCCGCGGUCCCGUUCCCGCUCGCGCGACCGGCCGCCCCGCGCGCGGUCCCGCUCGCGCUCGCGGAGCCGAGGCCGCGCGCCGCCGCCCCGCUCCCGAGACCGUUCGCGCUCGCGGAGUCGAGGCCGUGGGCCGCCGCCACGGGCGCGGUCACGUUCGCGGAGCCGAGGCCGCGCACCGCCGCCCCGUGCGCCGCCGCCCCGCUCGCGGUCGCCGCGCCGCUUCCGGCCCCUGAGCCGCGACCGGAGCCGCGAGUAUCGCCCCGCGCGGCCGCCUCCGCCGCGCCGCCGCAGUCCGUCGCCGCGAUGGCGCGACCGCGGCCGCUCGCCGCCACGCGGCUCGCCGCGGCGCCGCCGGAGUCCGUCGCCGCGACGAUGGCGCGACCGUUCACCGCCACGCCGCUCGCCGCCGCGAUGGCGCCGGAGUCGCUCUCCGCCACGCCGCUCGCCGCCGUCGCGCUACCGCCCGCCACCGCGCGGGCCGCCACCGCGCGGUCCGCCGGCGCCCGAACGUCGCCGCGACACUGAUGCUGUGGAAGACGAUACGCGGUGGAGGCCCUAA
Molecule: messenger RNA, 1836 nt
Organism: Pelagomonas calceolata
Lineage: Eukaryota; Pelagophyceae; Pelagomonadales; Pelagomonadaceae
Source: the annotation of a GenBank genome assembly